AUGAAGAGACCUCGGGCUAUAUCUCCACCGUCGAUCUCUGCCACCGCGAAACCACCACUGUCUCCUCCGGCAACGCCGAUUCUCAAACAGAAGCUACACAGAACAGGAAAACCAAUUUGGUUCCCGUUGAAACUCACCCAGACGGAGCUCACUCUGCCGUUAACUUUUCCGACGGGUCAAACAUUCCGGUGGAAGCAGACUGGAGCGAUUCAGUACAGCGGAUCGAUUGGGCCUCAUCUCGUCUCUCUCAGGCAACGUCCGGGAGACGACACGGUUUCGUACUGCGUCCAUUGCAGCAAUAGCCCUAAAUCCGCGGAGCUUGCGCUGCUCGAUUUUCUCAAUGCUGAGAUCUCGCUAACCGAGCUAUGGUCUGAUUUCUCGGAGAAGGAUCCUCGUUUCGGAGAGCUGGCGAAUCAUCUCCGUGGCGCUCGUGUGCUGAGGCAGGAUCCGCUCGAGUGUUUAAUACAGUUUUUGUGCUCAUCGAACAAUAACAUCGCCAGGAUUACGAAGAUGGUGGAUUUCGUCUCGUCGUUAGGGGUGCAUUUGGGUGAGAUUGACGGAAUUGAGUUUCAUCAGUUCCCAUCGUUGGACCGGUUAUCUAAGGUUUCUGAACAAGAGUUUAGAAAGGCUGGUUUUGGAUACAGAGCCAAAUACAUAACGGGUACAGUAAGUGCUUUGCAAGCAAAACCAGGUGGUGGCGAUGAAUGGCUUCUCUCUCUACGCAAAAUGGAUCUCCAAGAUGCAGUUGCUGCUCUGUGUACAUUGCCUGGUGUUGGUCCAAAGGUAGCAGCUUGUAUAGCUCUGUUUGCUCUUGGUCAGCAUAGUGCCAUUCCCGUUGACACACAUGUGUGGCAGAUCGCCACAAGGUACCUUAUGCCAGAGCUUGCUGGUACUAAACUGACACUUAAACUAUGCAGCCGAGUGGCAGAAGCAUUUGUGAGUAAAUAUGGAGAAUAUGCUGGUUGGGCUCAAACGUUGCUCUUCAUCGCUGAGUUACCCGCACAAAAAACUCUCUUGCAGUCGCUUUCUCAGCCCAUCCAACCGGAAAAAUCUGCGGAAAGAAAAGGCAAUGAAGCCCUGACCUAA
Microthlaspi erraticum is the source of this 1086-nucleotide messenger RNA. Lineage: Eukaryota; Viridiplantae; Streptophyta; Magnoliopsida; Brassicales; Brassicaceae. The record is from the annotation of a GenBank genome assembly.